This is a messenger RNA of Trichomonas vaginalis G3, 2286 nucleotides long. Its product is annotated as RNA polymerase I core binding. The coding region runs from base 1 to 2286 and encodes 761 amino acids. The transcript has a single exon. NCBI's taxonomy places the organism in Eukaryota, Parabasalia, Trichomonadida, Trichomonadidae. The record is from RefSeq and is a predicted model, not a curated record.
AUGAGUGAUAGUGAAUAUUAUUAUUCCGAAGAAGAAGCUCCAAAGAAACCAGCUCCAAAGCAACAACCUGCAAAGGCUACUGCUCCAGCUAAGAAAGAAGAAGAGUAUUCUGAAUAUUACUCAGAUAACGAAGAACCAAAGCCAAAACAGCCAGCAUCCAAGCCAAAUCAACCACAAAAGCAAUCAACUCCUAAUAAUCAAGCAAAUUCGAAAGUAAAUAAGAAAGAUGAAGAGGAAUAUUCAUCAUAUUAUUCAGAAGACGAAAAACCAGCACCAGCCAAACCAGCUCCUGCUAAACAAGCACCAGCUAAGCCAACACCAGCAAAGAAAGAAGAAUCCGAAUACUCCUACUCAGAGGAUGAGAAACCAGCUGCAAAACCAGCACCAGCAAAACCAACACCAACAAAACAAGCACCCGCUCAAGCCGCUAAGAAGGAUGAGUCAGAUUACUCUUACUAUUCUGAGGACGAAAAGCCAGUUGCCAAACCAGCUCCAAAGACAGCACCAGCUAAACAAACACCAACUCCUACUGCUAAACCAGCACCAAAGAAGGAAGAAUCAGAUUAUUCUUAUUCUUACUCCGAAGAUGAAAAGCCUGUAGCUGCUAAACCAUCACCAGCCAAACCUGCACCUGCCAAGCCAGCUCCAGCUCCAAAGGCAGCCCCAGCUAAGAAGGAAGAAUCUGAGUACUCAUAUUCUUCUGAAGAAGAGAAGCCAGUUGCUAAACCAGCACCUGCCAAAGCUGCUCCAGCUCCAAAGGCAGCCCCAGCCAAGAAGGAGGAAUCAGAAUAUUCCUAUUACUCUUCUGAAGAAGAGAAGCCAGUUGCUAAGCCUACUCCAAAGGCUGCAACACCAGCUAAACCAGCACCAGCCAAGAAGGAAGAGUCAGAAUACUCAUACUCUUCUGAAGAUGAGAAGCCAGUUGCUAAGCCAGCUCCAAAGGCCACAGCACCAGCCAAACCUGCUCCAGCUAAGAAGGAAGAAUCAGAUUCAUAUUAUUCAUCCGAAGAAGAGAAGCCAGUUGCCAAACCAGCACCUGUAAAAGCUGCUCCAGCUAAACCAGCUCCGGCUCCAGCUAAGAAAGAAGAAUCUGAGUACUCAUAUUCUUCAGAGGAAGAAAAACCAGUAGCUAAGCCAACUCCAAAGGCUGCUCCAGCUAAGCCAGCACCAGUUGCAAAGGCUGCACCAGCCAAGAAACAAGAAUCAGAAUAUUCUUAUUACUCUUCAGAGGAAGAGAAACCAGUUGCUAAACCAGCACCAAAGGCCGCAGCACCAGUUAAACCAGCUCCAGCCAAGAAGGAAGAAUCAGAAUACUCAUAUAGUUCAGAAGAGAAGAAACCGGUAGCCAAGCCAGCUCCUGCUAAAGCUGCUGCUCCUGCCAAGCCAGCUCCAAAGAAGGAAGAAUCAGAUUAUUCUUAUUAUUCAUCUGAAGAAGAGAAGCCAGUUGCUAAACCAGCACCAGCCAAGAAGGAUGAAUCAGAAUACUCAUACUCUUCUGAAGAAGAGAAGCCUGUUGCUAAACCAGCUCCAAAGGCUGCAGCUCCGGCUAAACCUGCUCCUGCAAAGAAGGAAGAAUCAGAUUAUUCUUACUACUCUUCUGAAGAAGAGAAGCCAGUGGCUAAACCUUCUCCAGUUGCUAAACCAACACCAGCUAAGAAGGAGGAGUCAGAAUACUCAUAUAGUUCAGAAGAAGAGAAACCAGUUGCUAAGCCAGCCCCAGCUAAAUCUGCUGCUCCAGCACCAGUCAAGAAAGCAGAAUCUUCAUCAUACUAUUCAGAAGAUGAAGAACCAACACCAACCAAACCAACUCCAGCAGCAGCUAAACCAGCCGCACCAGCAACACCAUCCAAGAAAGAAGAAUCCGAAUAUUCAUACUAUUCAUCAGAAGAAGAAAAGAAGACAUUUGUUCCACCACAGAAACCAGAAGAGAAGAAGCAGGAGUCAGAGUACUCAUAUUAUUCAUCAGAAGACGAAGUUGUCGUCAAACCAUUAUCUGCCAAGAAAAUGUUCAAUCCAGAAGAGGCAGAGAAGGUCCAGAAAGAUGUUCAACAACCAGCUGUUGCAACAGAAACUCCUUCUUACAACACAAACAAGUUCCAGUCCAAAGGAAAGAACUACCAACAAGUUUCAAACGCAAAGUUCAAUGGCGCAAGAAGAAAGAACCAGGAUGAAUUACUUCAGGUUCGUGGCCAUGACUUCCGCGCUACAAAGGGUAAGCUGAAGAAGAGUGGAUCAUACGGUAACGAUAGAAUUGACAUUCACCGUGUUGGAAGUACAAAAAUUUAG